ACGUGAAUCUUGGCACGUCUCCCAGCGGCCGCCCUCCCGAGGUCACGUGCGGAGUCCCUAUUAAAAGACCUGCCGCCGCCUAACCAGCCUCGCGGUACUAGAGCGGCAAUUGGCGGGGUUGCAAGGGGCUUUUGCAUAGACGACCAGUGUUACAAGAUGUCUCUCAAAGAAAAACUGAUUGAACAUGUCCAUAAAGAAGAACAAGAACAUGCCCACAACAAAAUCACUGUGGUUGGGGUUGGUGCAGUUGGCAUGGCUUGUGCCAUAAGCAUUUUGAUGAAGGAAUUGGCUGAUGAACUUGCUCUUGUUGAUGUUGUGGAGGACAAGCUGAAGGGAGAGAUGCUGGAUCUUCAGCAUGGCAGCCUCUUUCUCCGAACACCAAAGAUAGUCUCUGGAAAAGAUUAUGCAGUGACUGCACACUCUAAAUUGGUCGUCAUCACUGCUGGAGCUCGUCAACAAGAAGGAGAAUCUCGUCUUAACCUGGUUCAGCGCAAUGUGAAUAUCUUCAAAUUCAUCAUUCCCAAUAUUGUCAAGUACAGCCCUCACUGCAAGCUGCUUGUUGUUUCCAAUCCAGUGGAUAUUCUGACCUAUGUGGCAUGGAAAAUCAGUGGCUUUCCUAAGCACCGUGUUAUUGGAAGUGGCUGUAAUCUGGACUCUGCCCGUUUCCGCCAUCUGAUGGGUGACAGGCUGGGUAUCCAUCCUCUCAGCUGCCAUAGUUGGAUUAUUGGAGAGCAUGGGGAUUCCAGCGUGCCUGUCUGGAGUGGUGUGAACGUUGCUGGUGUCUCCCUAAAAGAAUUGCAUCCUGAAAUGGGUACUGAUGCAGACAAGGAGAACUGGAAAGAAGUCCACAAGCAGGUGGUGGACAGUGCUUAUGAGGUGAUCAAGCUGAAGGGAUACACAUCAUGGGCAAUUGGUCUGUCUGUGGCUGAUCUGGCUGAAACCAUCAUGAAGAAUUUAAGGAGAGUACAUCCAAUUUCUACAAUGGUGAAGGGUAUGCAUGGAGUUAAAGAUGACGUUUUCCUAAGUGUUCCAUGCAUUCUGGGUUCUUCAGGCAUUACAGAUGUGAUCAAAAUGACUCUGAAGACUGAAGAAGAAAAUAAAUUGAAGAAGAGUGCUGAGACACUGUGGGGAAUCCAAAAGGAGCUUCAGUUUUAAGUCUCUUUUUGCCGUUUACUAAUGUGAAACAGGCCUUAGUUGAUGGUUAUUUGCACUUUUCAAAUGAGACAGUUCCUUUACAAGUAUGUAUCUGACGCAUCAAUGGUUAAUUUACAACAAAAUUCCUGUUCCUCAUUUAGAAACAGAAGCUGCAAGAUUCCUAUCUUGAUCUGUGACCAGAAUAGGAAUAUAAUGUAGUUUUAUGAAGGGACAUACAGUUGAUCCAGCAUCUACUUAAAACGCUACUAAAUGAAAUUCUCCUGCUUUUUCCCAGUUAAUAUCAGAUCAGAAAAUAAGUUACUUGGUUUUCCAAAGACUUUGCUAUCAAAAAUGAUUGGCAAAUUCACUGACCAAUAUUUUCUGCUGACAGGUGACUUAAAUUUCCACUACUUAGCAAUGUAUUUUUCCUGACAUCACUGCUUCAGGUCUUUGUGUAUAUUUUUUCAAGAGAACUCACUGUACUCUCCUGUGGGAACUGUGUAUGCAACAUUUCGAAUUGAUGCAAUUGUCUAGCUUUAGUACCAGCCCAAAAGAGCAAAAUAAACAUCAAUUACUUUU
Molecule: messenger RNA, 1713 nt
Organism: Pantherophis guttatus
Lineage: Eukaryota; Metazoa; Chordata; Lepidosauria; Squamata; Colubridae
Product: L-lactate dehydrogenase A chain
Biological process (GO): lactate metabolic process; pyruvate metabolic process
Cellular component (GO): cytoplasm
Molecular function (GO): L-lactate dehydrogenase (NAD+) activity
Source: RefSeq, a predicted model, not a curated record